This is a messenger RNA of Racocetra persica, 296 nucleotides long. Lineage: Eukaryota; Fungi; Glomeromycota; Glomeromycetes; Diversisporales; Gigasporaceae. The record is from the annotation of a GenBank genome assembly.
AUAAAAUAAUUCAAAACGAAAGCACUAGUCAAGUUGACAGACGAAGGUCUGAUGUGCAAACUAAUCAGGAGUCAAAUCAAACUACUCAAACAAUUCAACCGAAAGACAGGUUGGGAAAUAAGUUAAGAUUGGAAACUUCAAAAACCGAGGAAUUAGUUCAGGAAAUCAAUAGACGAAUUCAAAAGAGCCAUAUUCGCUUAAUGUAUGGCACUGACGCCAAUGACAGAGAAAUAGUUGUUUAUCAAGUUCAUGUUGAAGACCUUAGAUUAUUUAAGCACAUUUUUGAUGAACGAGAG